AUGGCUCAUUUAUGUUACAUUCUAGACGCAUCGUGUCUUGAAAAAGGUAUUGGAAAUGUCAAAAGAUGGUGUGAGCCGGACCAGGCUCGUAAAAUCUCGCGGUUGAGCCUGUAUAUUCCAACAUUUACUCUACAAGAAUUGGACUUUCUCAAGUAUCGCAGAAAUAGCUACACGGCCAAGGAGGCCCUGCGAUUCAUCGACCGCGCUGAUUUUCCCGAGAGUGUGGAUCUGCUGAUCGAGUUCCCCGAACUGUUGGAUACAAUUCUGUGGUCCGAUGUACUCGAACGUCAAGUGGCAGAAGUGACUGAUUUUGAUUUGAGGCCUAACACUUCUCGUUCGCUACCUCGCCGUUUGAGAAAUUUACUCAAAAGCUGUACGUAUAAGUGCCAUUUAGAGGGCAGUAACGACCAGGUCUGGACUUUAAUCACCGAAGACCCCCAGGUUCGUAAUUUGGCCGAUGCUUUUGCCAUCCCACACUGCUCACUGGUGUCUGCGGACCAAGAAAUUUGCAAGAACCUCGACAAGCGGGCAUUUCAGCAGAACGUCAAAUUCAGCGACUAUCUUAAGAAGAAAAGUGUGAAAGACACGUCCAAUGGCAAAGAAGUGUACCGCGCUAAGUUUGACCAAGCCAUGUACGCGACUCGCGGCCCGGGCGACCUUUGGUCACCUUAG
Messenger RNA from Lachancea nothofagi CBS 11611, 672 nucleotides. NCBI's taxonomy places the organism in Eukaryota, Fungi, Ascomycota, Saccharomycetes, Saccharomycetales, Saccharomycetaceae. The record is from the annotation of a GenBank genome assembly.